This is a messenger RNA of Cydia fagiglandana, 2242 nucleotides long. RefSeq lists its product as uncharacterized. Bases 106 to 2205 code for a protein of 699 amino acids. Gene Ontology annotation, molecular function: RNA binding. The record is from RefSeq and is a predicted model, not a curated record. Gene Ontology annotation, biological process: regulation of gene expression. Gene Ontology annotation, cellular component: chromatin; nucleoplasm. The transcript is spliced from 7 exons. Lineage: Eukaryota; Metazoa; Arthropoda; Insecta; Lepidoptera; Tortricidae.
AGGUCGAUUGUCAAAACUGUCAAACUUACAGCCAUGUGGUAUUGUAAUUUAUGAAUAUUUCAAAGUUUUAGCCAAAAGUAUUCUAUUAAAUGGUGCACAGCGACGAUGGAUUACGUUGUAGGCAAUGUAGCUGCCUUAAUAGCCGGUAAUGUUACACCAAACCGCCCUAAACUCUCCAAAAGAGCUUUAACUCCGAUAAAGCAUAUGCCUUCACCGAACGUAACACCUAAAAGCGAAUUAGUUGACGAUAGAUCCAUAUUCCUGUCGCCUUCGGUACAGAAAAAGAAGGCUAUAGUCAAGAAGAGUCCUAAGAGAAUAUUCCAGAAUCCAGAUUUGGAUGUAACCAACGAAAACGAAGGUAAUACUAGUACUAGCAGCCCUAAGGCAGAUAAAGUGAAGAAACACUUAAAAGGUGAGUUAGAAGCUACUGUUAGCCCUAAAAAUAGUUCUAAAGCAGCUAAGACACCUGAGGCUAAGCAACAGGAAUCACCAUCGCCUAAGAAAAAGGCUGUAAACGGCGAUAUGAAUAAUUUGGCUGAAGAUAAUGUUAGUCCUAAGGAAUCGACGCCUAAAAAGAACAAAAAGAAACGUAAUUCUAUUGCAGAGAAUAGUCAAAUUGUCACUGAAAGUAUAGAAACAAAUCAGUCUGAAGGAACACCUAAGAAAAAGAAAAAGAAAAGAAAUUCCAUUUCAGAGAUCAGUCAAAAUGUUGGGUCACCGAAAAAGAAUAAAAACCAAAAUAACAAAAAUAUAAAUGAAGAUACAGAAAGUGUUAAAACUCCAAAAAAGAAAAAGAAUAAGACAAAAGCACAAAACACAGAACCCGAAGAAAGUGAAGUUGCUGUAAAUGAUGUAAAUAGUGAACCCAAUGAAACUGAAGCAGCCACUCCCAAAAAGAAGAAUAAAAAACGCAAGAAACAAAUAACUGAUGAAAAUUCAGAAGAGAAAAACAGUAAACCUAAAAAAAAUAAAAAGAUAAAAGUGAAUCCAAAUGCCAUAACAGACAAAGAUUCAGAUUCCGAGCAUGAAUCAGAUAACGAAAUUGAAUCAGAAACCGAGGAAAAUAAUAAAGAAGUGCUGGAAAAGUCAGCAGAACCGGAAGAACCAAGUUCUGACGAAGAAGAUACUCCUUCACCAAAGAAAAAAGAGAAAGUAGAAAGUCAAGAGACAGAGAAAGUAAGAGAGAUAAAUACGGAGGAAGAAGUCAAGAGGACAUUGUUUGUAGGCAAUGUGCCGUUUAGCAAGAAGUGUAAAAAGGAGAUUAAGAAGAUUUUCAGUAAAUACGGACAGAUUGAAAGUGUUAGGAUCCGCACAGUCCCAGUGAAAGAUCCCAGUGUGACUCCGAAACUAGCUGUGAUCAAGCAGGAGCUCCAUCCGGAGAGGAGCACCGUCAAUGUCUAUGUCAAGUUCUCCGACCCACAGUGCGUUGAACAAGCGUUAGCAGAAAACAACACAGUCCUAAAUAACAACCACCUCCGCGUGACCCGGAGCGGCAGCACCGGAGCCGAGCAUGACCCGAGACACUCCGUGUUCGUGGGGAAUAUACCCUUCGCUUUGGAAGACGAAGGAUUACGGGAGAAAUUUGAGAAGUGUGGGGAGAUAGAGUCAGUUAGGAUAGUACGGGACAAGAAGACUAAUGCAGGAAAAGGUUUCGGCUACGUCAACUUCACAUCGCGAGACGGUGUGGAACUAGCACUCGCAUUGACUGAUGAAGACCUUACAAUCAAAAACAGAAUCAUGCGAGUCAAGAGAUGCACGCAAGUCACGCAGCGGCAGGCGCAGAAGGGGAAUAACAGGCCAGGCUUCCAAGGAAAGAAAAUCAGUCAAGGCGACAGGCAAAGAAACCAAACUGCAGGCAAAUUCAACCAAGGACGGAACCCCGGGAAAUUCCAGGGAAACAGGGAUGGGAAUUUUCAAGGGAAUAGAGGGAAUUUCCAAAACAGAGGUGGGAAUUUCAAGAAGGGAGGAAAUUUCCAAGGAAGGGCUGGAAAUAGUUUUGGAAGACAGAAUGAUGGUGAUAAGCCGGAUGGGGCUCAGAGAAGGUUGCUUAAUAAGAGAAAGAGUCAGGAGGGUGGUGACGACCAGCCGCGGGAGAAGAAAGCCAGGAAGGAGUUUGUAGGCAUGACAGCUGAGAAAAAGAAGAAACGCAAGUUUGACAAGGGCCAGAAGAAGAAGAAGGCACUAAGCGAGAUUUUAACGAAGUAAUUUUAAAUUGUGACAAUUCCAUGUUAUGUUGUGUCAA